This is a messenger RNA of Vombatus ursinus (common wombat), 1023 nucleotides long. RefSeq lists its product as uncharacterized. The record is from RefSeq and is a predicted model, not a curated record. Lineage: Eukaryota; Metazoa; Chordata; Mammalia; Diprotodontia; Vombatidae. The transcript has 8 exons. The coding region runs from base 19 to 924 and encodes 301 amino acids.
UCCUAGCUUCCACAGGCCAUGGAGCUGAGUGCAGAGGACGAGCUACCUGAGGGAGUGGGUCAGAAGGACAGCAGCGGCGCGAUGGGCUUCCUCGCGGCUGCAUCCAAGAACACCCAGAGCUGCUCACUCCCAGGUGUUGCCAUCACCAGUUGGACCACAGCCUCGUGUGCGUCAACUGCCUGGUCAAAACUACCAUCCUGGCGGAGAAUGAGGUGGAGGCCAACAAGCCAUCUAAUAACUACAAGCCCUGGGACUUAUACGUUGCCUACCCUUCCUAAGAAGAGAUCAGGCAAAUCUGGAGAUGCAUUAUAUGGGAAAGGGCUCUCUGUGCCAGCUCUUCUAGCCUUCUCCCAUUUUUCUCCCUGGAAGUUUGGUUUCAAGAAGUGGAAGAGUCAUGUGACUGCUCGGCCCUGGGAAGACAGACCGGAGAUUGUGCGGGAGCUCUAUGAUGACCUGUAUGCCGUCAGAAGCCCUCCUGGGAAACUAUGCUGGCACCUUGCUGGAUAUUUGCUCUGGCCAUUUGAUAAAGUGAUCCAGAAGAAGCCUUUCUCCCUUAGGUUGUGCAAGGAUGCCAGUAACUGUGACUCUGAACUGGAGAGCAGCCCACUUCUCGGUCAUCCUGAUGGGCCACUCAGGGCUCAUAAAGUGUCCUCCAGCCACCCAAAAUGUAGUCACUGGUUUCGAGUCAGCAUGGACAUCUGGCUUUUCCUGGGUUACCCUGUCUUGGUCAUCAUUCACAGCCUAAUCUGCUGCUUCUCCUGGCUCCUGGUGUUCAUUGCCAAGAUGAAUGCCAGGAUGGUGGCCAGGAUCCUACUGGCAGACCCAGAGCAGGUGCGCGUGCAGGCGAUAAAGGAGUGCCCUGCCCUACAAAACCGUGAGGACAGGGUUGGAGUUGGUCCAAGCAAAGAGCCGUGCAAACCUUGACCACAGUAGUUGUCACUGAUAGGCCGGCUCUAAGGCAUCCUGGCUUCAGAUGGAGCAGGCUGCCUUGAUGAGGAAACUGAGGCCUACAGAGAUCAAGCG